Aspergillus uvarum CBS 121591 is the source of this 795-nucleotide messenger RNA. RefSeq names its product blue light-inducible protein Bli-3. The record is from RefSeq and is a predicted model, not a curated record. The transcript has 3 exons. The coding region runs from base 10 to 642 and encodes 210 amino acids. NCBI's taxonomy places the organism in Eukaryota, Fungi, Ascomycota, Eurotiomycetes, Eurotiales, Aspergillaceae.
ACCACCAAAAUGUCUAGCACCAUCAACACCGCCGCCGGCAACAAGCCCCUCGACCCCUACACAGCCAAGUCCCACGAGGACCCCCCUCUGCCCCAGAAGGUCGAGGACCUCGUCACGUUCAUCAGUGACUCCAAGUUCGGCAUGCUCACCACCAAGUCCUCCGACGAUGAGCUCCUCACAUCCCGCUGCAUGGCGCUCGCCGGCAAGGAACACGGCGGCAUCGACCUGAUCUUCCACACGAACCUCUUCUCGCACAAGACAAUGGACCUAACCGCCCACCCCAAGGAGGUCAACAUGUCCUUCCUGGACCCGCUCAGCGGCUCCUGGGCCUCCAUCUCCGGCACCGCCUCCAUCAUCUCCGACCGCGACACAGUCAAGAAGUACUACUCGCCCGCCCUGCAGGCCUGGCUCGGCGACCUGGGCGAUGGCGUGCACGACGGUGGCCCCGAGGAUCCCCGCAUCGGCGUCAUCAAGCUCGAGGCGGUGACCGCCCACUAUGCGCUGGCUCGCAAGGGGAUGCUCACCCGCGCCGUCGAGACCGUCAAGAGCGUGGCCACCGGGAACGUGCCGGCUAUCAACAGCAUCCGCGAGCUGUCGCGGGCGGAGCUGGAGGAGUGGCGCCGUACGCACGCGAACGAGUAAAUUCUCGCUGUUCGUUAUUCGCUGAACCACGCAAGCCGUGGACGAGUGGAUUACCUAUGAUUUCAUGACCCUAAUGACACAUGUGCGAAGUAGCAUGUCACUAGUAUCAUAUUUGUAUUAAUUUGCGAAAUGAAAGAUACAUCCUCCAAUGGC